AUGGAAACCAUAAGAAGUUUAGUUGAAGACAAACCAGUAGUGAUUUUCAGCAAAAGCUCUUGCUGCAUGAGCCACUCAAUUCAAACACUGAUCUCAGGAUUCGGUGCGAAGAUGACAGUCUACGAGCUAGAUCAAUUCUCUAACGGUCAGGAGAUCGAGAAGGCAUUGGUGCAGAUGGGGUGCAAGCCCAGUGUACCAGCAGUAUUCAUAGGGCAACAGUUAAUCGGCGGUGCUAACCAGAUAAUGACUCUCCAAGUCAAGAACCAACUAGCCGCAUUGCUAAGAAGAGCCGGAGCCAUAUGGGUUUAA
Messenger RNA from Arabis nemorensis, 309 nucleotides. Lineage: Eukaryota; Viridiplantae; Streptophyta; Magnoliopsida; Brassicales; Brassicaceae. The record is from the annotation of a GenBank genome assembly.